This is a messenger RNA of Bactrocera latifrons, 972 nucleotides long. RefSeq lists its product as uncharacterized. The transcript is spliced from 5 exons. NCBI's taxonomy places the organism in Eukaryota, Metazoa, Arthropoda, Insecta, Diptera, Tephritidae. Gene Ontology annotation, biological process: spermatogenesis. The record is from RefSeq and is a predicted model, not a curated record. The annotation marks the transcript as partial. Gene Ontology annotation, molecular function: myosin light chain binding.
AAAAUGUAUCCGAAACGAUUGCUUGUUAAAAUAGAAUUUCAAUUACAUGCGGUGACUUGUCCAGGGGUGUGGCUUUGCACACAUGGUUAUUUGGAGGUUACUAUCAAAACGUUGGGUUACUAUCUUCGUACCGGAGCUAUGGAGCCACGUUUCCCCCUGCUCUGCCAUGACAAAUUCACUAUGGAUGGCUACUUUAAGUCUGUCGACUCACCGAGUGACUUGGAGAGCGUGUUAGCCGCUGAGCAAAUGGAGAUAACGCUUUGGCAGAACGGACGACGCAUGGCGUUCUUUAUUGGUAAACUAGCCGAUGUAAUGAAAUCAGAUAUACCUAAAUUGUCCUGUGAACACAAUAUCAAUGUACAACUUCUGAUGAAAGCCACGCCAGCAUUUCCGGGAAUUAUUGCACCUAAAGUGGAGUUAAGCGCGCACAUAGGUGUGCAGGACCGUCCACAACGGGAUGAGGAAAAUGAAAAAUUUGUGCAGCAGUCUGGCACCAAUAUAACUUUGAACAAACUAGAAUUUGAAGUUAAACGCAAACUAAACCGGCACACUCAGCAGUCACUAUCUUCCACAAAUAAUUGUUUUAACUAUUUGGAAGAGAAACGACGCCAGCGACCAGUUUGCCACCUGAAAACAAAUUGUGGCAGUGGGUUUUCAAAGAAGAGUAGUGCUUUUUCUUGCCCGAAUGCGCCAAAGUCAUACAAAAUAGAUGCAGUGUCAGGUCAAAACAGCGAACGUCGCCUUUCAACUGGUUCUAGUAAUUUCAGUAAUCCUAGUUUGUACAAUCUCAGCCAAGUUACGCGUAUGAGUAGUCCCUCACAACAAUGCCAUUCUAUUUGUACAGUUUCCUCGAUAUCAGCACCGGACGACCACCUGCGUCGUUGUGAGACCUGUCAAUCAUACCGAAAAGUGUUCUGUAGCAAAUAUUUUACAAAUUUACACACAAAGAACUACUGAAUACAAACUGAUGUU